AUGAAGACGAGACCUGUCCAGGUCCUAAUCCCAACGUUAUCACUCCCGAUGCUGGUCAGUACCCUUGAGCUCCUUUUAGGACCAAUUGUGGCAGCAAUCCGAUGUGCAUCAGGUCGUGAACCCAUAACAGUUGGAAAACCUAACACACCUGCUUUUGACUACAUUCAACGACGGUGGAACAUCGAUCCGCAGCGAACCAUGAUGGUUGGUGAUAGAAUGAACACCGAUGUGAAAUUUGGAAGAGACCAUGGCCUGAAGACGCUUUUAGUGCUUUCCGGCUGUCACCAACUUGAAGAUAUCACGAAUAAUCGUCAAAAUGAUCGUUUUGAUAUGGUUCCUGAUUACUGCGCAACUUGUUUAGGAGCUCUUGUUGAUUCACGAGUACAAUCUUGA
Molecule: messenger RNA, 393 nt
Organism: Strongylus vulgaris
Lineage: Eukaryota; Metazoa; Nematoda; Chromadorea; Rhabditida; Strongylidae
Source: the annotation of a GenBank genome assembly